Molecule: messenger RNA, 1349 nt
Organism: Durio zibethinus
Lineage: Eukaryota; Viridiplantae; Streptophyta; Magnoliopsida; Malvales; Malvaceae
Source: RefSeq, a predicted model, not a curated record
UCAAGUCUAUUGUUCAGACUAUUCAAGCCAUAUAUGGCUAUAAAUAGGCAAAUAAUAUGAGUUAAUUUCACAACCACUGAAGAGAUUUCCUCUAUAGCUAUUGAUUAAUCAUAAUCAUGAAAUCUGAAGCUAUUCCAUUCUUCUCAUUCACCCUCCUCCUUCUCUUUCCCUUGCUGUUUCAGGUUGUUUUAGCAGACUUGAAAGACAAAAAACCAUCCUCAUUUGAGUUUCUCCAGCAUCUGCAAGGAUGUCACAAAGGAGACAAGGUUAAAGAUAUACAUAAACUCAAAAAGUAUCUCGAAAAUUUUGGUUACUUGAGCUAUAAGAACAAGACGCAUGCCAAUGAUGACGAUUUCGAUGAUUUUUUGGAGUCUGCCAUCAAAACUUACCAGCUCAAUUAUCAUUUGAAGGCAACCGGGACUUUGGAUGCCAAAACAGUAUCAAAGAUGAUGAACCCGCGAUGUGCAGUAGCUGAUAUCAUCAAUGGUACUUCUAGGAUGCGUUCUGGCAAGAAAAGGCACCACCCUUCAGGCUCUAAAUCAGUCCAUAUGGUCUCUCACUAUUCAUUCUUUCAAGGAGAACCCAGAUGGCCAGCUUCCCAGUCCCAUCUCACCUAUGCAUUUCUUCCAGGGACCCGAGCCGAUGCCAUUAGCCCUGUGGCUAAAGCUUUCCAAACAUGGGCCGCAAAUACUCACUUCAGUUUUUCGAGGACUGAGGACUAUGUCAAUGCUGAUAUCACAGUUAGCUUUGAAAGUCUCGAUCAUGGAGAUGGAUCCCCUUUUGAUGGACCUGGUGGAACCUUAGCUCAUGCUUAUGCACCAACUGAUGGGAGAUUCCACUAUGAUGCAGAUGAACAAUGGUCUGUAAGUGCAACCCCUGGUGCAUUUCACUUGGAAACUCUGGCAUUGCAUGAAAUCGGACACCUUCUUGGCUUGGGGCACAGCUCCAUUGAAGGGGCCAUCAUGUAUCCCACCUUCAGGUCCGGAGAAAGCAAGGGUUUGCACGGGGAUGAUAUUGAAGGAAUCAAGGCUUUAUACAACUAUUGAGGAAGCUAGAGCAAGUGAAAUUUGUGAAUCAAUAUAAAAAACAAUAAUGUUGCAUUUUUUGUAUGCUAACAUCUAUCAGGUUUACGGAUCAUAUAGAAAGUACUGUCCACUAGAAUAAGUCUCGUCCAACAAAAAUAAAAUAGAGAUGAGGAGAAAAGUCUUUAUAUUUUCCAGUUUGGUCAUAAUAAAAGGAAAUUAGUUCAAUUGCUGAUCUUAUCAAUCAACCUUGUAUAAAUUAAAAGGAAAUGUUCCAGAAUAAACCAAACCAACCAAAGCAAAUUCGCGGCCCAAGACAGACAUAAA